AUGUCUGACCCCGCCAUCAAAAUCGAGUACCGCGGCCGGUUGGCCAUUGUCACCAUUAACAACGAAAAGAAGCUCAAUGCUCUGAACGGGAACCAGUACUACGCCCUUGCUCAAGCCCUGCGCGAGGUUGCCACACAUGACGAAGUCUACAUCACCCUUCUGAUCGGCAAGGGCCGCUAUUUCUCUGCCGGCGCCGACGUCUCCCUCUCACAGCCCUCUCCUGAGGAACAACGCAUCCGUUCCGAAAACCCGCACCGCUUCUGGCUGCAGUCCUUCGUCGCCAACAACCUGAACAUCACCCACGCCUUCUACACGCAUCCCAAGAUUCUGGUCGUCGGCCUCAACGGCCCCGUCAUCGGCCUGUCCGCGGCGCUGGUCGCCUUCGCCGAUUUCAUCUACGCGACUCCGCAGACCUUCUUGCUGACCCCCUUCAGCUCGCUGGGUCUCGUCACCGAAGGCGGCGCCUGCCGCGCCCUAAUCCAAAGAUUGGGUCCCGCGAGGGCGAAUGAGGCGUUGAUCAUGAGUAAGCGCAUCACGGCAGAGGAGCUAGAGAGGGCUGGCUUUGUGAACAAGAUCUUCUCCGAGGUGGGCAAGGGAGAGGACGAGAAGUUUAAGCAGCUGGUGCUGAACGAGAUCAAUGAGCGGCUGGGAGAGCAUCUGGUCGGUGACAGCUUGCUGGGCAUUAAGAAGCUUAUUCGUCGACCUGAAACACAGAUCCUGGAUGCGGCGAACGUCGCCGAGGUGUUUGCGGGUUUGGACCGGUUCGUCAGUGGUGUACCACAGGGAGAGUUCGAGAAGAUUGCAACGGGCAAGAAGAGGCACAAGCUCUGA
Thermochaetoides thermophila DSM 1495 is the source of this 831-nucleotide messenger RNA. Its product is annotated as D3,D2-enoyl-CoA isomerase-like protein. The transcript has 2 exons. Gene Ontology annotation, cellular component: peroxisomal matrix. Bases 1 to 831 code for a protein of 276 amino acids. Lineage: Eukaryota; Fungi; Ascomycota; Sordariomycetes; Sordariales; Chaetomiaceae. Gene Ontology annotation, biological process: fatty acid beta-oxidation. The record is from RefSeq and is a predicted model, not a curated record.